AUGUCGCAUCCGAUCUCGGCAUCGUCACCGCCAUGGCAAGAUAUAACCCAGGCGAGUCCACACUCCACUGGAUCCAAUAUGCUGAGAGGAACGUCGCUCCCUCCGCCACAUCAUCCCUCCACUCGCAGCCAUCUCCCAAUUCAAUACGGACCUUUUUAUAGAGGCAGAAUCGUAACCGGCGGUUUUACUGAAGGACAUAGAAAUUGUGAAACGGCGGAGGCAGGGAUGCAGAAAGACCCGGCGGAAGCAAGGACGGGGAUCUCGGCGGAGAAGUCAGAGGUGGAGAGGAACGAAUUAGGUGAACAAAAAUAUAUUAACCCUAAAUUGAAAACGACGUCGUUUUGGAGGGGACGGAGAAGGGAUGCGAAGCGACGCCGAUUUGCCAUAAGUAGAGGAGAGAGAAAAAGGUGA
This is a messenger RNA of Microthlaspi erraticum, 411 nucleotides long. NCBI's taxonomy places the organism in Eukaryota, Viridiplantae, Streptophyta, Magnoliopsida, Brassicales, Brassicaceae. The record is from the annotation of a GenBank genome assembly.